This is a messenger RNA of Phytophthora sojae, 852 nucleotides long. RefSeq lists its product as hypothetical. The coding region runs from base 1 to 852 and encodes 283 amino acids. The transcript is spliced from 2 exons. NCBI's taxonomy places the organism in Eukaryota, Oomycota, Peronosporomycetes, Peronosporales, Peronosporaceae. The record is from RefSeq and is a predicted model, not a curated record.
AUGAAAGUCGACGACACCUUUUUGAGGAUGAAGACGCUCGCCAAGAUGACGCGCGCGGCGCUCAAGCUCUGGCAGAUCGUGGCGCGCUACACCACGAAGCCGCUCUUGUGCCAAGGCGUGGAAGGAGACAUGGCGAUGGCAAAGAACUCGCGGCGAGUCUUUGCUGACGCCGAUAUAUGUAGUCUUUCUGCCUUUGAGCGCGGGGUCGAGCCGAGACAGCAACACAUCGCGUUCGAAGACAAGUGCAAGCUGAUCACACCGGAGAAGGCUGCUCUGUACGCAGCCCCGCCCUCUCGGGUGCAAGUGGUGGCACUCGCCAAUUGGGAGUCGGCGCCCUCCUUCGUCCUGGACGACCACUUGGGCAAGGCGUUCCCGAGGGUGAGCUCGGACCGGCUGCUCAAUAAGUGCAAUCCGUUCCUGUCCGGCAAGCGGCGAGCGCUGAGCGACGACAUUGGGUCGGAGGCGCCCACGGUCUCGACCGACUGCUCCGCGGCCCCGGAGAACGACUCCGAGGGCCUGGAGCUGAGCGUUGUCAAGGAGGAGUUGGACGUCAUUGACGAUUUGGAAGAUAUCGUGCCGGCAACACCCAGUGACGAGGAGUCCUCGGAGGACAGCGCUACAAAGGAAGAAGUCUCAACUGAGUGCAAGUCCAGCGUGGUGGCUUCGGUCGACGAGCCAAAGAAGUUCCGCUGGGUGCGCGUGGGCAGCGGCCGCUACAUCAAGCGCGGAACAGAGUCUACAGUGCCAGUGUCUCCAAAGGUGUCCUCAAAACCUAAGUCAGCGAGCGUGCCGACCACGCGGUGGGUGCAGGUCGGGCACGGCCGCUACAAAAGGAUCGUUGCGUCGGGCUGA